Molecule: messenger RNA, 1146 nt
Organism: Aspergillus affinis
Lineage: Eukaryota; Fungi; Ascomycota; Eurotiomycetes; Eurotiales; Aspergillaceae
Product: RNP domain protein
Exons: 1
Coding region: 1-1146 (381 amino acids)
Molecular function (GO): mRNA binding
Source: RefSeq, a predicted model, not a curated record
AUGUCCUUUCCGCCUCCUCCAGGUCUAAACCAAAACUCGUCGCUCCCUCCGCGACCACCUCCGCCAGCCGGUACCGCGUCGGCUGCGUCGCGCCAACCCGCAUACUCGGCGGCCCCGUCGUAUGCAUCGUCAGGUACUAGCAGUGGCUAUGGCGGAUCCGGGUCCCGGCCGGGCUAUAAUGCGUUCACCGCAUUUCAGCCUCGCACCGUAGCCUCGAGCCAGCCCUACCGUACCAACAGCCCCGUCGUGUCUGCUCCGCCGGCUACCUCGGCCGGUUACUCCACCCCAACCACCACGGCCGGCUACGGCAGCUACUAUUCUCAGCCGCAGCAAUCCUACCAGGGAGGAUCAUCGUACUACGGGUCCGCUCAGUACAACGACAACUCCUACGGCCCGUCCGUGCCGCACAUUCAGAACCCCUUUGGCCCGGGAGGUGACCAGUCCAACAGCUAUGGCUCGCGCGGGAAGAGCUACGGACGCAACGAGUCCGGCUUGGAUCCCGAAACGGAAGCGCAGAUCGCGCAGUGGCAGAGCGCCUACGCGAACAGAGAAGAAGUCCCUACCAUGGGUAAGAUGCCCGGUCGCCCAGAUCGGAAUCCCGCCAUGCCCGGAGCCCCCUCGGGCGCCAAUACCCCGUCUAGCAGCACCCCCACCGCUGCGACCCCGGCGCCCAUGGCUGGUCGCCCCGAACAAAACCCCUCAACCGUCUCCCGUUCCGGCGGCGGUCAAAACUGGACCGACUCGACUCUUUUGGAGUGGGAUCCGGCGCAUUUCCGUCUCUUCGUCGGAAACCUCGCGGGCGAGGUGACGGACGAUUCCCUGCUGAAGGCGUUCGCGAAGUAUACAUCGGUGCAGAAAGCGCGCGUGAUCCGCGACAAACGUACGCAGAAGAGCAAAGGAUACGGCUUCGUCAGUUUCAGCGACGGCGACGACUAUUUCCGCGCCGCCCGAGAGAUGCAGGGUAAAUAUAUCGGAUCGCAUCCGGUCCUGUUGCGUCGCGCCACCACCGAGGUCCGCCCGGUUUCCAACUCGAAGAACGGCAAGAAGAAUGGCGGCUCGGGCGGUGGCCACGCCGGCGGCAAAGUGAAGCACGACGGAAUCAAGAAGCCGGGUAAAACGAAGGGUGGAUUGAGAAUUCUGGGAUGA